AUGCGUAUGUAUCUACAUGAUUUGCUUGUUGAAAGAUCUAGUUAUGCUUUAAAAGACGAAAAUCCAAAGUAUAAAGCUAUUCUAAGAUAAGAUUCCCUUCAAUAAACGAAGAUAUAAAGGUUGUGUGUUUAGUUCGUAAAAGGCGUUCUCAUGAAGAAGAGAAAUUGCAUUUAGAAUAGGUAUUCAUUUGAGUAUAAAAAUGAUCAGAAAUUACUUUCUAAAAUUUGUAUCAUUGAUUAAGACGAUAUCUUUGAUAAAUUUUGCUUACAAGGGUCAUUAGAAGAAAUUAUAAAUUUGUUAAUUGAAUGUUCCAAUGGAUUAGCAUUUUCUUCCUAACCAAAGGUGACACUAAAUACAAUAGCCAAAUAAUAUAUAGUUAACGAUGCUAUUUGGUUUAAUCCUAAAACAUUUUAGACAUGUGCUGGUUGGGUAAUAAAUGAGUUUGAAAAAGCCAUAGCUUUGAUAUUCUAUUAAAGUCAAUAAGGGAAUUAAAUGGAUAACUAUCCAAUUUAAAACGACGAUCUUAAAAUAUACUGGAUGGACAAUGUUGAUUUUAAAUAUAAAAUCCUUCAUUAGAUACCUUAAAUAUGCAAAGAAUUCAAGAACGCACCUAAAAAGAAAAAUACCAAAUAGGAAGAUAUAUUAUGGGCAUAAUUAAUAAUGAGAAAGCCAUAGUUGCAAGAGGAAGGAUAAAAUGAUAAAAAUACUCUUAUUUUAUAAUAAUAAUAAAUAAACGAAGAAGAAAUUAAUUAAUUAUUUCAAAAUAACAAUUUUGAUGGUAUAUACUGUCUGCCUUUAGAAAAAUUUACCUUACUUCAAUCCUUUUGUGAAAAAAGAGUUUUACGAAUGAUAAGGGAUUAAUUCAAAGAAAAGUUAGUAAAAGAUCUUUAAGAAAUAGAGUGUAAGGAAAAAAAGAAAGGAAUUGAUUAAAAAAAGAAAUCUAAAAAACAGAAAAAGUAAAAAAUCAAAAAUGAAAAGGAUUCUUAAAAAAAUAUGAUAUCUUAAGAUAACUGUAAUAGUUUUGAAAUCAUUGAUAAAUAAGACUCAACUAAAGAUGAUUUUCAUUGUACUGAAUGUGAAUGCAAUAGACAUUCAAAUCCUUACUCAGAUAAUAAACAAAUCGAUUCUUUAACUGCUCAUCUAGAUAAAUAAGAUAUUAAUUAAAUUGUGCCAUCCAAAAUAACAGAAAUCAUUUAAGAUAUGGAACUCAAACAAAAUGAAUAAAAUGCUUAGAAUGAUGACGAAGAUAAUUGGGUUCUCAUAACAAAGCCAAAAAAACAAAAAAAGAAACCCUAAAGAAAAUUUGAUAGUUCACAAGAUCUCCAAUUCAAAGAGUCUAAUUCGUACAAUUAAUGCAAUUAAUCUAAUUAAUGUAACAAAAUUACUUCACCUUAAAAGCGAAAACCUGUAAAAAUAAAUUAAUUUAAUAAUUAAAAAAAUGAUAUAUAAGAUUCAAGUAAGGACAAACAACCUUUUUCUAAUAGAAAUAGAUUAUAAGCAAAUACAUAGAAUACAUUUCCUUAAUAAACUUUGACUCCUCAAAAAAAAGAGACAAAAUCUUCAUAAUCAGUGAUUAUAGAUAUUAAGAAAAUAAAUAAAUCUUUAGAAAAUCCAAUUAUGCAUAAAUUAGAUGACAACAUAUUAAUUAAGCCGCUAUAACAAAUAAUAAAAAUAUAAGAGCUAAGUCUUUGUUAAGAUGAAUCAGUGUUAGAUGGUUGUGGUUAAAAUAAUAAUCAAACUUAGAAUAAUUUAGAUCUUUAUUUUACUAACAACACUGAAGAUAUUGAUACAAUUAUUAUGAAUUAAGCUAGAACAUUGAUGAUAAAAAAACUUGAUAUGGAUAUCAGAGAAUUUAAUGAUUUAAUUUUAACAUAAAAUUAAGAAAUACUUUAAAUGAGGAGGUUAAUAUAUGAUAGAAUAUAAUUUGUAAUUAAUUCACUCUUUAGAGAAUACAAUGCUACUGUCCGGCUAUUUGGAUCCUGUGCUACUGGCUUAGCUCUUCCAGAAAGCGAUAUUGAUAUUGGAAUAACAGGAUUUGAAUUACUUCCAUCAAAUCAAUUAAAUGGACCUAUUUAAAAGAUAAUAGAAUUUUUGUAAAAUAUGAAAUGGGUCACAAAUAUAAGGGCUAUUACCACAUCAAGUAUGCCUUUGAUUAAACUCCAAGUUGAUCCCUCAAUCUCCUUUGUAGAGUCUUCUCAUAAAAUACUAUUACCUUAAAUUGAUUUAAUUACAAAUUAUGAUAAAGAAAGUCCUUCCCGUAUAUUUAGUGUAGACAUAAGCUUUUUUUAAUAUCAAGGAUCUAAAUAAAAUUGGCAUCUAGGAUAAAUCUCAACAGAAUAAACUCUAUAAUGGUUGUCAUUUUAUAGCGAAUUAAGGCCAAUAGUUUUAUUAUUCAAGAGUUUAUUAAAAAAGAGAGGACUAAAUGACUAGUAUAAAGGAGGAAUUUCUUCCUUCUGCAUAAUUUAAAUGAUCUUAGCCUUUCUGGAGAGUUGCUAUCAUUAAGGAUAAGCUUCCUCUAUUGGAUUUAUUACUUAUAAAUUCUUACAAUUUUAUGGAAUGGAAUUUGACACCAAAAAAACAGGGAUCAAUUAUAAAGGAAUUAAUUAAGAUCCUUUUUUCGAAUUGGAUGAAGAAGAUAAUUAAUUAUAAAUUACUAUAGUCUCUCCAAUCACAAAUGAAGUAAUCAGUCAAGCUAGUUCAUUCGUUUAAACUAUAUUACAAGAUAUAAGAACUCUCUUUUUGGCAGCAGAGAAUGAAGUGACUUUUUUUUAUGAAAAGUUAAAAUAUAAUAAAAAGAAGAAAGGGAAAAAGGAAGAAAGAAACUUGUUUCAAAAAGAACUCAAUAAAUUUGGUCCACUUUUUAGUAUUUCAACAUAUAAUUUAGCUUGA
This is a messenger RNA of Paramecium tetraurelia, 2889 nucleotides long. RefSeq lists its product as uncharacterized. Gene Ontology annotation, molecular function: mRNA binding; poly(A) RNA polymerase activity. The transcript has 7 exons. Gene Ontology annotation, cellular component: nucleolus; TRAMP complex. Lineage: Eukaryota; Ciliophora; Oligohymenophorea; Peniculida; Parameciidae. Gene Ontology annotation, biological process: RNA 3'-end processing. The record is from RefSeq and is a predicted model, not a curated record.